UCUGCUUUGGUGGCAGCUGGGAUUCUGCAUUUGGAGAUGUUUGGGCUGGGCAAACAAAUUAGCCGAGACCAGCCUCAUUAGGAAUUCACAUGGGUACCCAUCCUGCCUCAGCAGGAAUAAGAUGCUGACUGCUCUGUUUCUGGACCCCAAGCCCUCCCCAGCAUGGGAUAUACACUGAAACCUCCUCUUUAUUUCUGCUUGCACAGCCUGGCAGCCUCCAAGGAAGCUGAAGCAGCAGCUCGAUCUGCCCCCAAACCCAUGUCUCCUUCCGAUUUCUUGGAUAAGUUGAUGGGGCGAACUUCAGGAUACGAUGCCAGGAUCAGACCAAAUUUUAAAGGCCCACCAGUGAACGUCAGCUGCAACAUUUUCAUCAACAGCUUUGGUUCGAUUGCAGAAACAACUAUGGAUUACAGGGUGAACAUCUUCCUGCGGCAGCAGUGGAACGACCCCCGGCUGGCCUACAACGAGUACCCUGACGACUCCCUGGACCUGGACCCCUCCAUGCUGGACUCCAUCUGGAAGCCUGACUUGUUCUUUGCUAACGAGAAAGGGGCCCAUUUCCAUGAGAUUACCACGGACAACAAGCUGCUGAGGAUCUCCCGGAAUGGCAAUGUCCUCUACAGCAUCAGGAUCACGCUGACUCUGGCCUGCCCCAUGGACCUGAAGAACUUCCCCAUGGACGUACAGACGUGCAUCAUGCAGUUAGAAAGCUUUGGCUACACAAUGAACGAUCUCAUAUUUGAGUGGCAAGAGAAAGGAGCAGUGCAAGUUGCUGAUGGGCUGACAUUGCCUCAGUUUAUCCUCAAAGAAGAAAAAGACUUGAGGUACUGCACCAAGCACUACAACACAGGCAAGUUCACCUGCAUAGAAGCUCGUUUCCACCUGGAGAGGCAGAUGGGCUAUUACUUGAUCCAGAUGUACAUCCCCAGUCUUCUCAUUGUCAUUCUGUCCUGGAUCUCCUUCUGGAUCAAUAUGGAUGCUGCACCUGCUCGUGUGGGCCUGGGGAUCACCACCGUGCUCACCAUGACCACACAGAGCUCUGGCUCCCGAGCAUCACUGCCCAAGGUGUCCUACGUGAAGGCCAUAGACAUCUGGAUGGCAGUGUGCUUGCUGUUUGUGUUCUCUGCACUUCUGGAAUACGCUGCCGUCAACUUCGUGUCUCGGCAGCACAAAGAGCUGCUCAGGUUCAGGAGGAAGAGGAGGCAUCAUAAGGAGGACGAAGCUGGUGAAGGCAGGUUCAACUUCACUGCCUACGGGAUGGGGCCAGCUUGCCUACAAGCCAAGGAUGGCAUCUCUGUCAAGGGAGCCAACAACAACAACACGGCCAACCCGGUGCCGCCGCCGUCCCGCUCCCCUGAGGAGAUGAGGAAGCUCUUCAUCCAGAGAGCCAAGAAAAUUGACAAGAUCUCCCGCAUUGGCUUCCCCAUGGCCUUCCUCAUCUUCAACAUUUUCUACUGGAUCAUCUACAAGAUUGUCCGCAGAGAGGAUGUGCACAACCAGUGA
Cinclus cinclus is the source of this 1503-nucleotide messenger RNA. RefSeq names its product glycine receptor alpha 1 (gene GLRA1). Gene Ontology annotation, biological process: signal transduction; regulation of membrane potential; chloride transmembrane transport. Gene Ontology annotation, molecular function: transmitter-gated monoatomic ion channel activity; glycine binding; extracellularly glycine-gated chloride channel activity. The record is from RefSeq and is a predicted model, not a curated record. NCBI's taxonomy places the organism in Eukaryota, Metazoa, Chordata, Aves, Passeriformes, Cinclidae. The transcript has 8 exons. Bases 163 to 1503 code for a protein of 446 amino acids. Gene Ontology annotation, cellular component: postsynaptic membrane; neuron projection; plasma membrane.